Messenger RNA from Pecten maximus, 3136 nucleotides. RefSeq lists its product as uncharacterized. Lineage: Eukaryota; Metazoa; Mollusca; Bivalvia; Pectinida; Pectinidae. The transcript has 9 exons. The coding region runs from base 237 to 2111 and encodes 624 amino acids. The record is from RefSeq and is a predicted model, not a curated record.
UUGUGCAAAUGCUGUACAUUAUUAACUAGUUCUGUAGUAUUUAAAGGUGUUAUCUGCUUGCCUAACUCGUAAUACUUGUGUAUGUGUACGAGUGGUGUUGACUGUAUAUGUAAUGCAUGUAUGUCGUGUUAUUGUACUCGUCCCGUCUGCACUGGUAGAGUUUAUGGCUGAGUGCACACCACUCUACAUGUGUUGAUCGGAUAUCUAUUCAUGAAUUUAACUUCCUGUAUCGAAUCAUGGCCACCAAACGAUGGCGACUUCUCUGGUCGGAAAAUACUCACACAUUAACAGACGUUGUGAAGGAUCUUGGCAUUCCCGUUCUCGUGAAAGUGGAUGAAAGCACAUAUGAAAUAAAUGACGAACGGUUCAAACGCGGAGAUCUACUCCAAAUACAUAGUAAGAAGACAGUAACAAAGGUUGUUGGUAGUGUUAUGGACGAUGAUGAAAGUAGAACGCCACCACAGAGCAGAAAAAAAAUAAAUCGAAUCGAUAACAUCAGCAUUUCAGUUGGAAACAAACGAGGACUCACCAUCAAGCGUCGUGACGCUGGACUCAAGGUUUAUCAAAGUGUAAGGCAGCUGGUCAAGGAGCGUCCAAAGUAUGUACGAUUGAUCAAUGACACUACGGACAAAAGAGGGUACACCAUCAAGGCCAAGUCCGAUUUUGAGAUUAUUGGCACGGAGAAAGGGGGUGGAUUGUCAGGUUUGUGUGAUGGCUAUAACUACACCCUUUGUCUAGAUCAGCCGUUAAGAUGUCUAUUGCUAUCGGACUCUACAGUUUACACUAUACAAGAGGUGAUAGAUAGAUAUCCUCUUCCCCAGAUUGUGUCAUUUUCUACGGCAGAAUCACCAAACUUAGGAGUUAACCCGUACACAGGAAUGAAGGAUAUUUCUCUUGAUGGCAAGUGUGUUGAAAUCAAAAGUGUCAUACAACAGGAGGUUUUUAUAGGUACUCUCAAUCCAUCUACCAAAUCACCAUCGACCAGUGCGAAAGACAAAUAUAUUUCAACGAUGGUGGUAAUCCCAGUUGAUAGUGUUACAGCAUCACAGCUCCAGGUAAAAAUUCCACAACAGCCUGAAGAUGACAACUAUGGGGUCGUCAUGUCUAAGACACUUCCAAAGACAGACGAUGCUUUUGCUGCGAUCGAGGAAACAAUAGACACUGUCAAUUAUCCAAAUGUUUUAUUUGUUCCGAGAAAGGAAAUACCGAAAUUGCCACAGAGGCACAUGAAACGAACCCCUCCGACUGCACAAGGGAGAGCACAGACAAAGCCGACCAAAAAGGAACAAACAAAUUAUGAUGACGACGACGGCGACGAUUAUGAGCCUGUUGGUCCACAAGUGCUACCAUCCGCAAAUGGUGCCAAAACUCAGAAACCGAAGCCCCCAAUUCCCACGAAGAAACCGAGCAAAAAUCCGCUUCCAAGUAAGGAUGAGGUGAACGAACCCGCUUUAUAUGAUAGAGGACCAACAGCAGUUGAAUACGAAGAUGAAGAGGAACAUCCGUACGAUGUUAUAAGUGAUCUGGGGUGUAAAGAAAUAACAAGGGGUAAAAGAAUAAAGUCCGACUCUGAAAGCAUUGAAAGCCUACUAUCCAAAGUGCCGACGAAAGUAAGAGACGGGUUGCUUAAAGUACAAGCGGAACUCCUGAACUUGAAGGGGAAGGUGAUCAGGAGGGACAGCAUUAUGAAACCAAGUGACAGGAAAAAACCAGAUAAACCGCGGUCAUUGUCAUGCAGUUCUGAUUUCGAGACAAAACCACAUGUCAAAGCUACAGUGCCUGGUGCUGAGACGGCAAAUGAUACUAAACCAACCAAAGAGGGAAAUAUGUCUAAGAAUGUUUUAUCGAAAUUAAGAGGUAUUGUACCAAAGAACAGGAAGAUGUCAUCAAAAGAAAAAUUUGCCGCUCUAAAUAACGCUGAACUUAUAGCAUGUUUACAGCGCUGUGGUCUAAACAAUAUGGUUGAUGAGGUGAAAAAAGAAAAUCUAGAUGGAAAAUUUUUCUAUGAUGUAGAUGAUGAGACCAUGAGAAGCACGUUUGGUCUUGGCAACAUUCAAUUGAUGAAGUUUAACAAAUUGCGCGAUUUCGGCUGGGAACCGAAGACUGACUAGAAUGUUUGUUUCUAGUCGCCUUAAAUUCAUGAUUUGCUUGUAUGAUACUGUAUCUCAAAGAGUUAGCAUCCAUCUACGUCAAUACGAAAUAGGAUCGUCUGUAGACCAGAAAUGGUGUAUAGGACAGAGGUUACGUGACACAACCAAUAUGAUAAAAUAUCAUCUUAGUAAUGUCAUAUAACUUCUAUCAUAUGUACUUUACCAACCUGAAGAAAAAUAUUCCAGAAGAAAUGCUGUAUAGUACGAGGGUCGAUUGAUAUGUUGUGAGCCUCGUAUAGAAGGAGGUACUCAAUGAUGUUCUUUUUUUAAAAGUCCUGCUAUUCUCUGACCAUGUAGGGCCGUGUACCCAAGGACUGAUCUCAUUUGGUUAGUUUAUAUCGAAGAGGUAGCACUUUUAAGUAAAUAAGACAAGUGGCUUUUGAAAAAUGGACAAAAUCGGUUGGGAUUGAAGUGAAAGAGUCUGUCAUUGCCAUGCUGUCAUUCACGAUUGUGGCUUUAAAUUGAUUGAGUAUGAGCCUUAUUCAUCUUAUCUCGCUCCAUCAGACUUUCAUCUAUUUCCAAAACUGAAAACAGCUAUUUCAUGCACCAUAAGCAUUGAGGCCCUUAAAGACCGUUGGCAAAAGUGAAUAGAUACUGAAGGGGAUUAUGUUGAAAAAUUAAUACAAUAUGUCCGGCAAAAUUCAAAUAAUUUGAUAUGAGACUCACAACAUAUCAAUUAGCCCUCGUAACAAGUACAUGUCCAAACUUAAUGACGAAGUGUCAUGUGACCUAUUUGUAUCUGUCACAGUGUUUUUGUUAUUUGUUGACAUUUACGACAUUUCCCAGAAACACCUUGACCAAUAGUUAUUCUAUGAUAGGCGUAAUGAAAUAUAUUGUUCAUUGUUUAUCUACUGAACGUAUGUGGCUGUUUCAUGUUGUAUGCCUAAAUGUGAUCGUUUGUAAUUUAUUCCUAUCUACAUUUUAUCACUAGCCCUCCACCUCUGGGUUGCGAAUUCGAAACCCACGUGGGGCAGUUGCCUGGUACU